Cryptomeria japonica (Japanese cedar) is the source of this 963-nucleotide messenger RNA. RefSeq names its product myb-related protein 308. The record is from RefSeq and is a predicted model, not a curated record. Bases 122 to 892 code for a protein of 256 amino acids. The transcript has 3 exons. Lineage: Eukaryota; Viridiplantae; Streptophyta; Pinopsida; Cupressales; Cupressaceae.
UUUCCAUAACCGCUACAUAUACUCUCCCCCACUUGGGAUUUUGCUGCAGCACUUGAAAUCCAUUUAGUUCUUUCUUGUCCUCUCACUGAUCUCACUUUUUAUUCUUCUUGUGGCGAAGAAGAUGGGAAGAUCUCCCUGCUGUGAAAAAACUCAUACAAAUAAAGGAGCAUGGACCAAAGAAGAAGAUGACAAGCUUAUUGCCUACAUUCAAGCCCAUGGUGAAGGCUGCUGGAGGUCCCUCCCCAAGGCAGCAGGGCUUCUGAGAUGUGGGAAGAGCUGCAGGCUAAGGUGGAUAAACUAUUUGAGGCCUGAUCUCAAGCGGGGGAACUUCUCUGAAGAAGAAGAUGAACUCAUCAUCAAGCUCCAACUCCUCCUGGGAAACAAAUGGUCUCUGAUUGCAGGGAGAUUGCCUGGGCGGACAGACAAUGAAAUAAAGAAUUACUGGAACACCCACAUCAAGAGAAAAUUGCUGAGCCGGGGAAUCGACCCACAGUCACGCCGUCCUAUUCAGCCCUUCCAUAACGAUGGCAGCAGCAGUAGCAGAGACAGCAGGUCUCCCAAUCAAGAAAUUUUAAUGGCGGAUUUCUUUCAGACUGAGCUUUCAACUGUGACAAGCACUUUGGAUCGUGCUGCUUCAGAUGGUACCAGUGGAAGCGAAGAGAAGCCUGAUGUGAAUCUGGAUUUGUCUAUCAGUUUGCCUUCUUUUUCCCCUCCUUGUAAUAUUAGAGAAGCUGUGGAUUCCAAGGAGAUGUCUAGCAGUAAAUCAUGGAAUAUGGAUUUCCAAAUGGAUUCCAAGGAGAUGAAUAGCAGCAAAUCAUGGAAUAUCGAUUUCCAAAUGAAUUACAGCAGAUAUGAUGAAGAAAGUGCCAGUAGGCUAGGAUUAGGGUUAUGAUAAGUGAUCAGUAUCUUGAAUCUUCAUGUUUUUGCUAUUAUCACCAUUAAUACAUCCCUUGUUUCUAUGGA